UUUCUUUCUUUGUUUGUUUUUUUAAAAAUGAAAUGAUUCAAGACGCAACCGCAAGCGGCAAGACGACCGUUGGAAUGGAAGAGCCUCCGCUCGUCUUCCAAACCCGAGAGAAUCAGAGAAAGGAAAAAGGACCGGAGGCCGAGAAGAAGCAAUAUCUUCCCCGGGCCGACCGACUGACCCAUGGACCGCCGUCCGCCGCUCGCUGUCUCCCCGCGCCGCCUCCGCCCGCGUCCGCCCCUCGUGCCGGCCUCCACCGUGCAAACGCCUGCAGGAUCGAAGAAGCAGGCGGCGGUCCCGAUGCGCGCGUCCGUCUGCGCGAUCCCUUCGCCGGUGCGCGCUUCAAUCUCCGCCCUCCCGUCGCUGGUCCGCGGCGAACCAAACCCGAUGCGCGCGCGCGUGACCUCCGCGCUCCAGCCCCCGACGCACGUCGUGGCCGCGUCGUCGUCGCCCCCAGCGAGGGAGGCGGGCGAGAAGGAGAACUUCCUUCCCGCCGCGGCGCCACCGCCGACGCCCCCGGCAGCUAGGUCGGGUUUCGAGGAGGAGAACCUCCUCCCGGCCGGCGCGGACGCCCACGACGAGCUAGUGGCGCUGAACCUCGCGGCGAUCGCCAGGGCAGCGGGCACGCCGGACGGCGGCCCGCUCUUCGUGCGCGGCAGGCUGUACGACGCCUACUCGGCGCGCCGCAACGAGCGGCUCAAGCGCAAGCAGGGCUUCCCCUACUACUACUACUCUGAUGAGUUUGCGUCCACGUACUCGGUAGAACCUGAGGCGAUGGCGAAGGACCCCUGUGUCGCCGUCGAGCUGUCCAAGCGCCGCGUCGCCAAGAAGGCCUACACCGCCACGAGCGGCGGCGGCGAGUCCGUGAGGAGGUCUAUGCCAGCCGUCGACUUUGCGGCCCGCCGCGGAGGGGGCCUGGGGCCGAGGUCCUCUCUCAGGAGCAGCAAGGAGAUGAAGAAGGCUUCCGCUGCGUCGGGCGUCAAGGAGAGGAGGGUGAACCCCAGGUCGCUACUUUGCCGGUUCUGAGGGCUGGACACCUUCUCAUCUGCGGACUGAACAGAAGAACAGCCUUGUAAAUCUGGGAUAAAUCCCUGCUGUUAUGUAUUAUUAGGUUGAUAACAGUGGCACAAUUGUCAUACCCCUGCAAUAAUCUAUGCUAUGCUGAAUAGGUGGGAUGAUAUAGAGAUUCUUUUUGUAUGAGCUGUGCCCAUAUAUUCUGAAACUAAAGUAGUGUGUGUGGAGAUCCGGAAGCCGACAGCACGAUUUCAUAAUUUACUAAGUAUAUCUGUUUGUUUACAACAGGAGCAGCAAGCCAGCAAUAGGAAACUAGGCAAUUAGGUAGUACUACAAGAACAUAAGUAUAUCUGUUGUGCUCGAAAUUAAUACGGUACAUAAAUCCUACAGUACAACACAACACAGUCAAUAGGUUGCUGCAGCUCCUGCUAGCUUCCUGAGUAAUCUGCUCGCCGCCUCAAGCCCAACCCCAGCUUCCUCCUCACCACUGCUCCUUGCGGCAUCGUCGUCGUCCGGGAAGCAGUAUGCAGGAGCCUGCCACUGCGCGUCGUCCUCCAGCGCAGCUCCGGGUUCGAAGCUCAUCACGAACUGCUGGAUCCCCGUCACUGCAGUGCAGAUAUACUCAUUCAUGGCAAACAAA
Molecule: messenger RNA, 1651 nt
Organism: Zea mays
Lineage: Eukaryota; Viridiplantae; Streptophyta; Magnoliopsida; Poales; Poaceae
Exons: 2
Coding region: 181-1023 (280 amino acids)
Source: RefSeq, a predicted model, not a curated record